Tachyglossus aculeatus (Australian echidna) is the source of this 1245-nucleotide messenger RNA. It is a transcript of the gene B3GNT4, whose product is annotated as UDP-GlcNAc:betaGal beta-1,3-N-acetylglucosaminyltransferase 4. Gene Ontology annotation, molecular function: hexosyltransferase activity. NCBI's taxonomy places the organism in Eukaryota, Metazoa, Chordata, Mammalia, Monotremata, Tachyglossidae. The record is from RefSeq and is a predicted model, not a curated record. The coding region runs from base 1 to 1245 and encodes 414 amino acids. The transcript has 3 exons. Gene Ontology annotation, cellular component: membrane.
AUGCGUCGCCGCCUGCCCUGGCUCGCCCUGUACGUCCUGCUGGUCUUGCUGCUCGGCUGCCUCCUCUUCCUGAGAAAGAGCCCCAGCCUGGGCACAUCCCCUCUGGCCCUAAGAGGGGAGAGCAGGUCCGCGCCCCAGCCCCCGUCCCGGGUCACCACGGCGUCCCGGCCCAUCCGGUGCCCCUCCAACCAGUUGGCGGCGAGUGGGUAUGGGGGCCUGCCGCCCCGCCACCGUCUUUUCCUGGCCUACAAGCACUGCCGCCACUUCUCCAUUUUGCUGGAGCCCAAGAGCUGCCCCGCAGACACCUUCCUGCUGCUGGCCAUCAAGUCGCAGCCCGCCCACGUGGACCAGCGGACGGCCAUCCGCAACACCUGGGGCCGGGUGGGUGUCGGGGGCCGCCCCCAGCCCCUGAAGCUGGUGUUUCUGUUGGGGUUGGGGGGUGCCACGCCGCCACCCCAGCUGUUGGCCUAUGAGAGCCAGGAGUUCGAUGACAUCCUGCAGUGGGACUUUGCCGAAGACUUCUUCAACCUGACCCUGAAAGAGCUGCACUUCCAGCGCUGGCUGGCAGCCGCCUGCCCUCACGCCCGUUUUGUGCUCAAGGGGGAUGACGACGUCUUUAUUAACGUGCCCAACGUGCUAGAGUUCUUAGAGGGGAAGGACCCCAAGGAGGACCUCUUUGUCGGGGACGUCAUCAGCCGGGCUCUGCCCAUCCGGAACUCCCGGGUCAAGUACUUCAUCCCCCUGUCCAUGUACAAAGCCCGCUACUACCCCCGCUACGCGGGAGGGGGUGGCUACGUGCUCUCCCAGACCACGGCGCGGCGGCUGAGGGGGGUGAUGGAGGAGGCCGAGCUGUUCCCCAUCGAUGACGUCUUUGUGGGGAUGUGCCUGCUCAAGCUGGGCGUGAACCCAACCCACCACCCGGGAUUCAAAACGUUUGGGAUCCGGCGGCCCUUGGACCCCCGGGACCCGUGCCUGUACAGGGGCCUGUUGCUCGUGCACCGCCUCAGUCCCCUGGAAAUGUGGACCAUGUGGGCUCUGGUGAGGGAUGGGGGGUUAAAGUGUGCCGCCGUCCUCCCCCGGGACGGCCGCAGGCUGACGGAGAAACCAAGGACUGGAAAUGAAACCAAGCUGCAUCUCCCGGACUCAGCUCAGAACUGUUUCAGCUCGGUUGGAUUCACUACUUUCGUCUACCGACUUCAGUGCCGACCGGGGCUGAAGGGGCCUGUGCACACGUUUGUGGACUGA